AUGAAAGGACAGAAAGGAGAGCAGAACAAACUCCUAACAGGCGGAGACUCACUCAUGGCCUAUGAGUAUCAGGAGACUCAAUACUGCUUUUCUGCUAUAAACUCAUCAUGUGUCAAGGAGAAACGAUCCAGUUAUGAAUAUUAUAUCAUGUAUGUGUUUUUUUCAUUGCUGUCAGCAUGGACUGUGUUUCUGAACCUGCUGGUGAUCAUCUCCAUCUCUCACUUCAAGAAGCUUCACACUCCAACCAACAUGAUUAUUCUCUCUUUGGCUGUUGCUGACAUGCUAAUGGGACUUAUUGUAAUGCCUGUGGAUGCCAUCAAGCUGAUUGAGACAUGUUGGUACUUUGGAGAAAGUUUGUGUGAUCUGUUUCUUACAAUUAUGGGUCUGGUUCUUUCAACAUCUCUUGGUAAUUUAGUUUUGAUUGCUGUUGAUCGUUAUGUAGCUGUGUGUCACCCUUUAGUGUAUCCACUAAAAAUAACAAUGACUAAAAUGUUAAUCAUUGUCAGUUGCUGCUGGCUUUUUUCUUCAGCUUAUAAUAUUACAAUUGUAAAAAGUACCUCACAGAGAACAGAUGGGUGUUAUGGCGAAUGUAAUGCUAUCCUUACAUAUGAAUGGAGAGCUACUGAUUUAAUAUUUUCAUUCCUGCUUCCGUGUACAAUAAUCAUAACUUUACAUUUGAGGAUAUUUUAUGUUGUGCAUCAGCAAGUGAAAGUAAUAAACUCUCAAAUGAAGCGAGGAAAAUCUGUAAUGGAGGGUUCAGUGAAGAGAAAAUCUGAGAGCAAAGCUGCUCUGACUUUAGGAAUAAUUGUAGCAAUUCAUCUGCUUUGCUGGAUUCCAUACUAUAUCUUGACUCUAACUGAUAGCAUAGCAAUUCCACCCACCGUAUUAUAUUGUCUAAUUUGGGUCUUAUAUAUUAAUUCAUGUCUGAAUCCUAUUCUCUAUGCUUUCUUUUACCCAUGGUUUAGAAAAUCAUUCAAACACAUCUUAACUCUUAAAAUAUUUCAGCUAGCAUCCUCUCAUGUCAACAUUUUCACAAAAAAACCAGCAAUGCCAUUAGAGGAUCAGGAUACACAAUACGGCUUUCCUGUCAUCCACUAA
Messenger RNA from Danio aesculapii, 1098 nucleotides. RefSeq names its product trace amine-associated receptor 13c-like. The coding region runs from base 1 to 1098 and encodes 365 amino acids. Gene Ontology annotation, biological process: G protein-coupled receptor signaling pathway. NCBI's taxonomy places the organism in Eukaryota, Metazoa, Chordata, Actinopteri, Cypriniformes, Danionidae. Gene Ontology annotation, cellular component: membrane. The transcript is spliced from 2 exons. Gene Ontology annotation, molecular function: trace-amine receptor activity. The record is from RefSeq and is a predicted model, not a curated record.